Condylostylus longicornis is the source of this 853-nucleotide messenger RNA. RefSeq lists its product as uncharacterized. The transcript has 3 exons. Bases 101 to 799 code for a protein of 232 amino acids. Lineage: Eukaryota; Metazoa; Arthropoda; Insecta; Diptera; Dolichopodidae. The record is from RefSeq and is a predicted model, not a curated record.
ACCCAGUAAAACUUGAUUUCUUUUUAUUUAACAAGAAGUUUUACUAUACGGCGUAUUGUUGGACCACCUGAAUUUUACAAGAGAGCAAAAUUUGAAAAAAAUGAAAUUGAUAAAUCAAAUUUUUAUUUUAAUAAUAUUAAACUGCAUCGGAACUGCAAUUUCUGAUGGUAGAACCUGUUAUAGUUGUCGGGGUAUUAAUUGUUUAAGAACAUCAAAAAAUGUUACGGUUAAAUGUAAAGAUCCAAUUGAUAAUUGUAUAACAAUUUUUGAAGGAUUUGAAAUUGUUGCGAGGGGCUGCUAUUCAGAAAUUGAAUCAAACUUACGAAGAAAAUGCAAUGAUCCUGAUCACAUAGAAUGCGAUCAAUGUAAUAAAGAUUUAUGCAAUGUAUUUGGAAGGCGUGAUUAUAAGUGUGUACAAUGUAAUUCUAAAGAUGAUGUAAAUUGUAAAAACAAUAUAUCAAAAUUAGAGCCACAAAGAUGUCCAAUUUCAUCUUCUUCCAAUUCAUAUUGUUAUUCUAAAGUUACUGAAAAUGAUGUUGUGAUUCGAGGAUGCAGUAGCAGCACAAAAUCACAGAAUGAAUGUUUAAAUGACAACAAUUGCAUAUUGUGUUUAUCUGGUGAUAUAAAUAAUUGUAAUGGUGGAAAAAUAUUAGAUGAUGGUAGUGGUACUGAGAAACCAACUGAUAAACCAACUGAGAAGCCAGGAGGUGGUGGGGCUUCAUCAAUUUCUUUAACAAUGGCAUUACUUAUUUUACCAUUUUUAAUUCAAGUUGCAUUGAUUCCGUGCUACAAGAGUUAAUUUAAAAUAAAUUAAAAAAUUUUUUGUUGAAAUAAACUAUGUACACCUUAUUAA